GGCAGAAGCAAAACGAAUUGAUAAUAGUGGAGGAAAAAGAAAACAAUCUAUCCAAUCAUCAUCUUCUAAUAUUAAGAAGAGGAGGAAGAAUAAGAAAGAUGAGAAACACAGCGGACCUCGUUUACCGAACAAAUUGAAUUCUUAAACCAUAAUAACAAACCUAUUCAUUCAGAUGAUGAAGAUGGAGGUUUACAUAUCAAUUAUGAUCUCUACGAGUACGAAGAAGUUAUCCCUGAAGAAGAAUCUAAAAAGAAUCGGAGAUUUGAUCCUGUUGAUAAUCUCGAAUAUCAACUUCCUGAACAGUUUAAGGAUGAGAAUAUACUAUCAGAUGACGAUGAUGGAAGUAUAGGAAAUGAGGAUUCUGAACAGGAGGAUGAAAAGCAUGCUAGGAUGUUGCAAAGAAUCACUGGAAUGCCAUCCGAGGCGUUUGGUAAAGCGAUUAAGAAGAAUAUAACUGUAAGUGAGGCAUACGCUGAAUCUGAAUUUAAUCCUAGCCGAGAUACAUUGGAUGGUAGUGGUCAGAUUGGUAUGAAAGAUCUAAUGGAUCCACUUCGUGAAACUGCUUGGUAUAAUGCACUUAACAAGAUAAUUAGUCUACUGGAGAAAAAAUCCUCGGCGAUCAGUACACCUCUUGCAAAAAUUGAUCAGGAUAGGAUAGACAGGAUCGAGGGUUAUAAAUUUGCAAAGAAGGAAGUUACUAAACGGGAGCCAUUAAUGAAGAGAAAUAGGGAGGCGCCUACCAUCUUCUUUGGGGAACAAACUGAUGUGGGGUUCGCUACUGUAGGAGCAAUAGCAUCUGAAUUUACUCCUAGAACCGAAUUUGAAAAGCAAAUGGCUUCAGUUGUUCAGGAUGCUGAGGUCGAGGAUGCACACAUGAAGGAUGGUGCGAGGCUUCUUGAACUCAACAUGAUAUCUGUUGAGGAUGCGAAGGACCGCCAGAAUCACCUUGCAAAAAUGCGUAGUCUUUUAUUUCGGCAUGAAGUGAAGUCAAAACACAUCAAAAAAAUCAAGUCUAGAACUUAUCAUCGUCUCAAGAACAAGGACAAACUGAAGACAUCAUUUUCUGACGAGCAAAUGGAUCCUGAUUCAGCUAAAGAACUUGCAUUGAAGCAAAAGUUCAAACGAGCUGAGGAACGUAUGGCAUUGAGACACAAAUACAACUCCAGGUGGGCAAAACGACAGAGACAGCGUGGUUUGGCUACCCUGGAUGAAGGAACUAGAGUUGCUAUCUCUAAUCAGCUUAAUCAACAUGCACUUCUAACCAGAAAAAUUAACAGUAUGAAGGACAGUAGUAGUAGUAGUAGUGAUGCAAGUAGUGAUGUUGAGGACGAUGACGAUCUUGAAGCUGUCACAGAACAGGACGGGCCUUUGAAAUUGGUGACCGGAGCAAAAGAGAAAACCCUCAAAAUUAUAGAGGAGGAGGAUGAAGCACCAACAUCAGGAGUGCUUUCGUUACCUUUCAUGGUUCGUGGAAAUGAAAGGAGAAAAAGGGCAGUUAAUGAAGAAGCUAAGCUUGCACUUAAAGAGUAUGACUCAUCAUUGAUGGAGCUGCAAGAGAAUUCGGAUGAAGCAGAAGGUUCGAAGAAAGCAGCGUCAAGUGGUAGACGGGUUUUCAGCACAGCAGCUAAAAAUCAGGCUGAUGAAAUGAGUAGUAAGUUUAAACCAAAUAUGGUGGAUAGGGGUAGUGACAGUGAAGAUGAAUUUGCAUCAAAAGGUUUUGGUGAUGCUGUAUCCGACAGAAAUAUGGUCGUUUCACAGAAAACUGUUCAAAUAGAUCCUAGUGGUGUACUUAGUGGAAGUUUUAACACUGGCCAAGAACCUCUUUUUAAGAUGAAGAGUGAACAUAAGAAGUCCAGUGCCGAUAAAAAGAACUCAAUGGUGGUACACACUGCUUUGCCACUUAAAGAGACCAAGGAGGAAGACGAGGAUAAUGGUAGUGAGAGUGGUGAAGAUAUGGUGGAUGGAAUUCUUACUUCUGGUACUAAGCAAGAUUAUAAGCUUCCGUCUCAGGCAGACCUUAUACACAAUGCUUUUGCUGGUGAUGAUGUGGAGGAAGAAUUUGAGAAGGAAAAAUUAGAAGCUCUGAAUGGGGAAAAUCCUGAGCCUGAGAAGCCGACUCUAGUUCCAGGCUGGGGUCAGUGGACUUAUAUCCAAAAGAAGAAAGGUUUACCUUCUUGGAUGGUCGAAGAGCAUGCAAUUGCACAAAAGAAAAGGGAAAAUGCGCUUAAAGAGAGAAAGGAUUCACAUCUUAAGCACGUUAUUAUUUCUGAGAGGCUUGACAAAAAGGCUGAGAAGCUACAUACAGCGACACUGCCACAUCCGUACACAUCCAAUGAAGAUUAUGAAAAAACUCUUCGUGUGCCUCUUGGACCCGAAUUCAACCCAGCCACAAAAGUUGGAGCACUUAUCCGGCCUGAAGUGGUAAAAAAACCAGGUGUAAUUAUAAAGCCCAUAGAGCAUGAAGAAGUGGAUCCCCAUGAAAAAUCAGAGCACAAGGGAAUAGGGAAGACACAGCCGAAGAAGAAUAAAUCUGACAAUGGCAGAAGUGUUCGCAACACUAAAAAAUUAAAGACAAAAACCUUGCUGACACUAAGGAUAUAAAGAUUUGGAAAAAUAGGUAACAGUGAUGGAAGUAGAUGGUGGCACACAAGAGCAUUAGAUCCGGAACAAGCAGAGGCGAAAGCUCUUCUUGAAGCAAUAUCAUGGGCUAAGAGAAAUGGUAUAAGGAAGUUGCAUAUGGAAGGAGGCUAUGUUCUAACGUAAUAAGAGCUCUAAAUGGCAGUUUCAGCUCCAUAAAAUGGACUACUAAAAACAUUAUUUUAGAUUGUUUAAGUUUACUAGUUUCUUUUGAGUCUUGGAAUUGCACUUAUGUGCACAAAGACAUUAAUCAUGUAACAGAUUCUUUAGCAAAAUACGCAAGGAAUAUCUAUAAUGAAGAGGA
Molecule: messenger RNA, 2941 nt
Organism: Papaver somniferum (opium poppy)
Lineage: Eukaryota; Viridiplantae; Streptophyta; Magnoliopsida; Ranunculales; Papaveraceae
Exons: 11
Coding region: 391-2601 (736 amino acids)
Biological process (GO): rRNA processing
Cellular component (GO): small-subunit processome; nucleolus
Source: RefSeq, a predicted model, not a curated record